AUGAAUAUCUACGUGGAUCGUUACAAGGACUGUGAUCAGACAAACACUUCCUUUGUCACAAACAUGAGUGUCGAGGGUGUGUCGACAUCCUCUACGUGGACCCCCAUGAAUAUCAGCGCUGCUCUGCCCACGGCAGCCUUCUCUCCCGGAGACGGCCCUGUGACUGGACCUCAGGUGAUCAUGGUGCCACUUGUUUUCUUCGUGGUCUUCAUUUCUGGUGUGAUUGGUAACUCCUUAGUCAUUGUUGUGUUAUCCCGGAAAAAAAUGGGCAAAUCUGGCACAACCACAAAUAUUCUCAUUCUCAAUCUAAGCAUGGCAGACCUGGCCUUCCUGUUCCUCUGUGUCCCUUUCCAGGCCACAAUUUACUCCCUUCCUGAGUGGAUUUUUGGGCCCAUCUUAUGCAAGUUGGUUCACUACUUUGCCACAGUCACCAUGCUGGUCAGCAUCUUCACAUUGGUUGCCAUGUCGGCUGAUCGUUACAUUGCAGUUGUGCAUCAUGCCAAGGUGUCCUUGGGACUGCGCAGCCGCAGAAAUGCAGUGUCUGGUAUGGUAAUAGCCUGGCUUCUUUCUCUGGGCAUAGCCAUACCAGUAGCCCAGCACCAGACAUAUGUCACAGGCUACUAUGAGGCACCCAACAGCACUUUCUGCUGGGAGAUAUGGGAGAGUCGCACCCAGAAACAAAGCUACACUGCUGCCAUCCUCAUUUUGGGAUAUCUGCUUCCAUUACUGUUUAUUUCAUGUUGCUAUAUUCAGGUGUUGAGGCAUCUUCAUAAGAAUAUCCGGGUGGUUUCUAAAAAGUCGGAACGCUCCAAACGCAAGACCACACAGACCAUACUUGCAGUGGUGGCCAUCUUUUCACUUUCUUGGUUUCCUCACCACCUUGUCACCAUGUGGGCUAACUUUGGCCAAUUUCCCUUAACCGAUGCCUCCUUUGCCCUCCGGAUUGCUGCCCACUGUCUGGCUUAUGGAAAUUCUUGCGUCAACCCUCUCAUUUAUGCCUUUCUGUCAGAGAACUUUCGUCGGGCUUACCGGGAUGUGUUCAGGUGCUCCUGGCCCAAAACCCGCUCAGUGGGGGAUGUGAACUGUAGGAUAGCUGCUGGGCGGUCUGAAAAUACCGUGACCACAAUGCAUUCCAGCACGAACAUGUGA
Polypterus senegalus (gray bichir) is the source of this 1149-nucleotide messenger RNA. RefSeq names its product galanin receptor type 1-like. The transcript is spliced from 3 exons. Gene Ontology annotation, cellular component: membrane. The coding region runs from base 1 to 1149 and encodes 382 amino acids. Gene Ontology annotation, molecular function: G protein-coupled peptide receptor activity. Gene Ontology annotation, biological process: neuropeptide signaling pathway. NCBI's taxonomy places the organism in Eukaryota, Metazoa, Chordata, Cladistia, Polypteriformes, Polypteridae. The record is from RefSeq and is a predicted model, not a curated record.